AUGUCAGCCGCAACAGCAGCAGCAACAAUAGCCAUACGAAUACCAAAACGACAUACAUGGCUUACCAUUGCAUCCACCAGCACAGCAAGACAACCAUGUUAUCGACAGCGAUCCGCAUACUACACAGCCACUGCCGCUAUUACAUUAUUACGACGCACGCACAAAACGCAUAGUGGUACCAGCCAUGAUCAUCACCAUGUCGAUUUGCUCACUACAAUGCAACAAUCGGGGCAAAAGGGUAUGCAAAUCACGAUCAUUGGUCUUGCUUCGAAUGUUGGGUUGACUGUCACCAAGGGUGUAACCGGAUGGGCCAUGAAUUCAGCAGCAUUGUUGGCCGAUGCAGCACAUUCCCUUAGUGAUUUGCUCGGUGAUUUUGUUACCUUGUACACAUACAAAAUGUCGAAGCGGCCACCUGACGCAUUAUAUCCUUAUGGUUAUGGCAAAUACGAGACCAUUGGGUCACUAGCACUCUCAUCUCUCUUGAUUGCGGGGGCUGUCGGCAUCGGAGUCCAUUCAUUAGAUCUACUGCAAAGCACACUGACCACAUUAUAUCCGGCAACACAAACCUCGGCAGCCGUUGCAGCAGCAGCAACUACUACUACCACCACCACUACCGCAGCAACAGCAACAGGUGUUAUGGGUGCUGCUACUAAUGCCACACCAGCUGCAUUUGCUGCCAUCCCAUCCAUGGCUGGUGAAACAGCACUGAAUCCCAAUGCUGCAUGGUUUGCUGCUGCAAGUGUGGUGAUAAAGGAAUGGCUAUAUAGAAAGACUCUCAAAGUGGCACGUGAAGAACGAAGCGAAGUAUUGGUGGCAAAUGCAUGGCAUCAUCGAACAGAUGCAUUAUCAAGUGCAGUGGUUAUGUUUGCUAUUGUAGGCAGCUAUGCAGGUCUUCCUGUGCUUGAUCCUCUUGGCGGGCUGGUGGUUGCUGGCAUGAUCUUUAAGAGCUCAAUAGAAAUGACAACAUCCUCCCUAAAAGAAUUGGCCGAUAGGAGUAUAGAUGCCGAUGAUCUUGACAAGGUGAAGAGAACAAUGAUGCAAAUGAAGAGAAUGGAGCCACACAUCAUCGAUUUUCAUUCGUUGCGAGGUCGGAAACUCGGCCCGUAUUAUCAACUUGAUAUGGCACUCAAGGUUCCACCCCAUCUCAGUGUACUGGACGCGCAAUGCAUCGAGCAACGGGUGCGUUCAGCUGUGCAUCGUGAUUGUGAACAUGUCCAACAGGUGCUGGUGCGCUUGGAAACAUAG
Messenger RNA from Lichtheimia ornata, 1245 nucleotides. RefSeq lists its product as uncharacterized. The transcript has 8 exons. The record is from RefSeq and is a predicted model, not a curated record. Bases 1 to 1245 code for a protein of 414 amino acids. NCBI's taxonomy places the organism in Eukaryota, Fungi, Mucoromycota, Mucoromycetes, Mucorales, Lichtheimiaceae. Gene Ontology annotation, molecular function: monoatomic cation transmembrane transporter activity. Gene Ontology annotation, biological process: transmembrane transport; monoatomic cation transport. Gene Ontology annotation, cellular component: membrane.